AAAUAUACUAAAAUGAUUUGCAUUUUUAGAAAUAUUUACAACUGUUAGAAAUUAGUUAGAAAACAAUAGGCUAAACAUGACUGAUUCUGUGCAUUUACUUUCCAAUAAACAUUUCGAAUUUGUAAUGGCAAUGUUAGGCAGACAAAGGCUUAAUCAGCGGUACUGUGAUGUUACACUGGUAGUUGAAGAUCAAAGUUUCCUAGCACAUCAAGCUAUUCUUGCAGCAAGCAGCAAAUACUUUGACACAAUGUUUUAUAGUCAGAUGAGAGAACAGUUCAAAAAUAAAAUUCAAAUAAAAGAAGUGACAAAAGCUGCAAUGACACAAGUGAUUAACUUUAUUUAUACGAAUCAAGUUUCACUCUCAAGUGACAAUUUUUAUGAGGUUUUACAUGCAGCUUCACUUAUGCAACUAGAAGAUCUUCUGGAACUAAUCAUCAAAUAUCUUCAUGGUGCAAUCACACCCAAAAGUUGUUUGCACUAUCGUCAAAUUGGAAAGUUGUAUUCUCUCCAUGAUCUGGUUGCAAAAUGUGACGAAUGUAUUCAAGAGAAUUUUGAUGAAGUUUCAGUUCAAAAGAAGUUUCUGGAAAUUGAAGUUGACGCAAUGGGAAAAUUUAUGGCUUCAGAUGAACUGAUGGUAAAAUCAGAGGAAGGUGUUUACAAGAUUUUGGUUGCUUGGAUAAAACAUGAUCUUCAAUGCAGAAAAAAAUAUUUUCCAAACUUGUUCAAUCACUUGAGAUUACAAUAUGUAUGUCUUGAUUAUUUGUCCAAAACCAUCAGAAAAGAGGAACUUGUGCGUGAAUUCCUUGUGCGUGAAUUCAAUAUGUUUAUUAAACUUGUUUGUCUCGCUUUAGUUUGCUGUUCCAAGGUUAACAUUUACAACACAGUCAACAAAACAUGGACAUCAGGAAAUAGCAUGAUAGAAGCAGGAGCUUCGUGUGCUGCUGUUUUUGUUGAUGGAAAAAUAUUUGCUUUUGGUAUAUUGAUGUUGGCAUCAUUUAUAGUUAAUGGCGGUUUUGGGGAAAACAAAGCUCCAUUAUUAAGCGCUGAAUUUAUGAACAUUGCUGAUGGAGUUUGGACAAUGUUAAAGACAAACAUUCCUUAUCAACUUGGAGAAGCUACUGCAUGUUGUGUGGGUGACUACAUUGCAAUGUAUGGAAGUUCUACCCCUGGUCAUGUUGCAUUGUACAACAUAAGGAAUGGACAGUGGAAAACCUUUAAGGAGGAGGGUCAGAAUUUAUUUACUGGGAAAGGAUGCUUGAUGGCAACAUAAACAAACAAACUGCAUAUAAUCUGUGUCAACUGUUUUUAAACUAUAUUAACAUUGUCAAUGAUGCUUAAUUAAAAGCUUUUCUGUGAUCCUAA
Messenger RNA from Ciona intestinalis (vase tunicate), 1362 nucleotides. The record is from RefSeq and is a predicted model, not a curated record. Lineage: Eukaryota; Metazoa; Chordata; Ascidiacea; Phlebobranchia; Cionidae.